Sparassis crispa is the source of this 1248-nucleotide messenger RNA. RefSeq lists its product as hypothetical. Lineage: Eukaryota; Fungi; Basidiomycota; Agaricomycetes; Polyporales; Sparassidaceae. The coding region runs from base 1 to 1248 and encodes 415 amino acids. The transcript has 2 exons. The record is from RefSeq and is a predicted model, not a curated record.
AUGGCGGCGCGUCGUGCGUUAUCCAGCUAUGACAUCCUCACGGAAAUCUUCGAAUAUUUUUCGCUCGCCAGAAGUGCGGGUAUAUGGGACAGAUUGGACAGCACCUUUGCACUGGUGAAGUGUGCUCGAGUUUCCAAAGCAUUCUCUGACAUCGCACUGGAUAUUCUAUGGAGGGACUUGUAUGGCUUAUUACCUCUAUUUCAACUCUUCUCUUCGUUCGUCAAAGAUGUGGGACCGGACGAACCUCCGGAUGAUUUGGAAGAAGCGGAGCCAAUGGAUGAGCCUGAGCAGUAUUCAGACUAUCUGAAUGGGACAAUCACUCCGGAAGAAUGGACAGUGUUCGAGAAAUACGCACGGCGUGUGCAGUUCUUUGUUUUCCUCUCUGCGUUGCCGUAUCUGGAGGAGCUGUGGAUCAGUUGUGAACACAUACACAUGAAGCCGGUCACACUUGCGUCCUUGCACGCUCUAUUCAAGCUGAAAAUAUCCGGAAUUAUAGCCCAGAUUGUGUCGGUCUUGGAGAUCAUCUCUUGCCCGAAUAUUCACACUCUUGACAUCACCAAUACUCAAGUUGAUAGCAGUCCUCAUGACCUUGUUCAGCUCAUGGAACUAGUAUGGAGCAGCAGCGGCACGUCGUUGCACAGUAUAUUCUAUUCCAACGCCGGUUCUUUUAUUGGGGAUGAAUCAUUGCUCGACCUUGUUCGGCCGCUUUUGCAGACUCCCCGGCUCCAAUUCGUUGAUCUCCAAUUUGGACUUGGACCGUGGGGCUUGCCAGACACGGAUGUCCGUGAUAUUGCAUCUGCUUGGCCAGAGCUCCGUAGCUUCUGCUUGAGCGCAGACAAGAGCUCUUCACGUCCCGAACUCUACCCUAUUGGUCGCAUGCCGUCGAUGGGCUCACUUGCCAUCUUCGCUCAACUCUGUCCGAGUUUGGUGAAGCUUGCGUUACCCUUCAUCGUGGACUCAGGGUACUCAAAUAGUGACGAAUCCCAUUGGACAACAUCUCAUUCCUUGCAGGAAUUAGAUAUUGACUACAUCUGCCCUCCGGGAAUACGAAACCCUUCGCAGACAGCUCAGUUCCUUGAUUCCAUUUUCCCAAACCUUGACAUACCCUUAUCGUUCCAACAAACCAGUCUCGCUUAUCUCUUAUUGGAAGACUUUGAAUGCAUUCACCCCAUAAUCUAUCGGAGGCAUGAAGGCUGGGGUACGGUGGCCCAAUUGAUGGAGGAACUGCAGACAGCUAGAACAGAAUGA